Molecule: messenger RNA, 180 nt
Organism: Saitoella complicata NRRL Y-17804
Lineage: Eukaryota; Fungi; Ascomycota; Saitoellomycetes; Saitoellales; Saitoellaceae
Exons: 1
Coding region: 1-180 (59 amino acids)
Source: RefSeq, a predicted model, not a curated record
AUGACUGGCUCUGGCCGCCACGAACCCCCGAACGUCCCCGGAGCCGGCGACAACGACCCCAUCGAUGCCGGAGCUGGUCCCAGUCCUGGUGUUGAGAGGCCUGCUGUCACUGGCUCUACGGACGAGUCCAGUUUGUUGGACAAGGCUUCUGACCUUUUCAGCAAGGUACGUGAGCUAUGA